AAGAAUAUUAGGGUUUUUAAAAUAGGAAAAAAAAUAAUAUCAGGAUUUAAAAUGGUAAGAACCAAUAGAUUUUAGUCCAUGGAAAAAUAUCAAAUAUCAAAUAUGGAAUAGAAUUUUUCUUUUCUUUUUUGAGAAAAAAAUGGAAUAGAAAUUGAAGAGAAUAUUAUGACUCUUUUCAAAACCCUCCUAAAACCACUUUUUCGCUCAUCUCUAUCCUCUGAGUUCAGAGAAUGGAAUCUCUUUCAAGUUCAGUGUUCAUCUCCAGAUUCCCAGAAACAUACCCAACUAUCAACACCCCAUCUUCUUCUACUACUUCUUCUCCUUCUUUGUCAGUAAUCAAGUUAUUGAAUAAUCCAGUUGGGUCUCUCAAACUUGCCCAAACUGCACGUUUUCCCAGCCCUUGCGUUCACGCUGUCGCCAGUGAGGUAUCAGGAGGGGAAGAGGAAGAUCAGAGGCCCUUAAAUAAUGGGUUUGGCUUUGUUUCUGAUGAUACCCUUUCUUUGUCUCAGGAUAAUUUAAAGCAGAAUAAAAGCAUUGAAAAGAAUGCAGAGAAAAUAGUAAAGGUGGAGACACCUUUGGUGGUUCCGCAUGGAAGUGGAACUGGUGGGGGAACCAGAGCUGGACUUUUUAGAACUCCAAUUUCUGGUGGGGUGCAGAGUGCAACCUCAGCUCAUGGCUUACCUCGACCAGCAUUGGCAGUUCGCAAUUUGAUGGAGCAGGCUAGAUUUGCUCAUCUAUGCACUGUAAUGUCUCGAAUGCAUCAUCGAAGAGAAGGAUAUCCAUUUGGUUCCCUGGUUGACUUUGCACCAGAUUCAAUGGGACAUCCCUUAUUUUCAUUUUCUCCAUUGGCCAUCCACUCACGAAACUUGUUAGCAGACCCUAGAUGCACGCUUGUUGUGCAGAUACCUGGAUGGAGUGGCUUGUCAAAUGCAAGGGUCACAAUCUUUGGUGAUGUCUUCCCACUUCCAGAACAUCAACAGGAGUGGGCUCAUAAGCAGUAUAUUGCAAAACAUCAACAAGGGCCUUCUCAGCAGUGGGGGAAUUUCUACUACUUUAGGAUGGAGAAUAUAAGUGACAUAUACUUUAUUGGAGGCUUUGGCACUGUUGCUUGGGUUGAUGUUAAUGAAUAUGAGGCCCUUCAGCCUGAUAAAAUUGCAGUUGAUGGAGGGGAGCAAAAUCUUAAGGAACUCAAUGCAAUCUUCUCAAAGCCCCUUAAAGAGCUGUUGUCCACCGAAACAGAGGUGGAUGAUGCUGCUCUGAUAUCAAUAGACAGCAAAGGAAUCGAUAUUCGGGUCCGUCAAGGUGCACAGUUCAAUGUACAGCGGUUAUCAUUUGAAGAAGGGCAUGCAGUUGAAACAUUAGAGGAAGCUAAGGAUGCUCUAUGGAAGCUAAUAAAUAAAGGCCAAGUACACAAUUUGCACAAAUAAAAAUUUGAUGGCGCAUUGUUCUUCUUGAGUUUUUAAUGGCUAACUUACUCUAGUUUAUAUUUACUAGAAUGACUCAGUUUUGCUUCUGUAUUAAUAAAGUUGCUAUAGCUUUUGUGAAAAUUUGCUAAAUUUAGUAAGGUUUAUUAUUGUUAAAUUUGGUGGGUU
This is a messenger RNA of Hevea brasiliensis (rubber tree), 1592 nucleotides long. RefSeq lists its product as uncharacterized. The transcript is spliced from 9 exons. Bases 231 to 1427 code for a protein of 398 amino acids. NCBI's taxonomy places the organism in Eukaryota, Viridiplantae, Streptophyta, Magnoliopsida, Malpighiales, Euphorbiaceae. The record is from RefSeq and is a predicted model, not a curated record.